Molecule: messenger RNA, 4843 nt
Organism: Callithrix jacchus (white-tufted-ear marmoset)
Lineage: Eukaryota; Metazoa; Chordata; Mammalia; Primates; Cebidae
Gene: DPP6
Product: dipeptidyl peptidase like 6
Biological process (GO): proteolysis; regulation of potassium ion transmembrane transport
Cellular component (GO): plasma membrane; voltage-gated potassium channel complex
Molecular function (GO): serine-type peptidase activity; potassium channel regulator activity
Source: RefSeq, a predicted model, not a curated record
GCGGGGAGGAGGCCGGUGGGGAGGGGGCAGAGGGGCCAGGGUAGGGGAGGAGCCGCUCGCGGGGCCUGGGGGCGGGGAGCGGCGAGCGCGCUCGGAAUGUGUGCCGGUCUCUAGGUGGUGCCAAAUUCUGGGGCCUAGGCAUUUCCCUCGCUUUAUGUUUUUGGAUUUUUCCUUCCUUCCAUCUCUUUGAUUAGGCCGUACGUGGCCUUGGCAAGGAGUUGGGGGGGGGGAAUCAAAACAGGAACGAGAGAAAGCACAGUCAGACCCCGGCUUCGCCAGCCGCCGAGGAGGGGGCGGAGGAAGCUGAGCCCAGCAGAGUCGCCAGCGGAGACUCGCGAGUGGCGCGCGGGAGGAGCGGCCGCCGGCGCCGGGCUUGCCUUGCUGCUGCUGCUGCCUCCCCACCGCCUUUUUUUUUUUUUUUAAUCUGGAGCGGGGUGGGAGCGGGAACCCGAGAGAGAGAGAAAGCAAAAUAUUCAAAAGCCCCAAAGACAGCCAGCAGGAGCGCGCGGUGCCCGAUGGCUUCGCUGUACCAGAGGUUCACCGGCAAGAUCAACACCUCGCGGUCCUUCCCCGCGCCUCCGGAGGCCAGUCACCUCCUGGGCGGCCAGGGGCCCGAUGAGGACGGCGGCACGGGGGCCAAACCCCUCGGCCCGCGGGCGCAGGCGGCGGCGCCCCGGGAGCGCGGCGGCGGCGGCGGCUCGGGUAGCCGGCCCCGGUUCCAGUACCAGGCGCGGAGCGAUGGUGACGAGGAGGACGAGCUGGUGGGGAGUAACCCUCCGCAGAGGAAUUGGAAAGGGAUAGCAAUUGCUCUGCUUGUCAUUCUGGUCAUCUGCUCCCUGAUCGUCACAUCGGUCAUCCUUCUGACACCAGCGGAAGAUAAUAGUCUGUCUCAAAAGAAGAAGGUCACUGUGGAAGAUCUCUUCAGUGAAGAUUUAAAAAUUCAUGACCCCGAGGCUAAGUGGAUAAGUGAUACAGAAUUCAUCUACAGAGAACAGAAAGGAACAGUGAGAUUGUGGAAUGUUGAAACAAAUAUUUCUACUGUCUUAAUAGAAGGCAAAAAAAUUGAGUCAUUAAGAGCCAUCAGAUACGAAAUAUCUCCAGAUAGAGAGUAUGCACUUUUUUCGUACAACGUGGAACCAAUAUAUCAACACUCCUAUACUGGAUAUUAUGUCCUGAGCAAAAUUCCUCAUGGAGACCCUCAAAGUCUGGACCCACCAGAAGUCAGCAACGCAAAGCUUCAGUAUGCAGGAUGGGGCCCUAAAGGCCAGCAGCUGAUAUUUAUUUUUGAAAACAAUAUCUACUACUGCGCACAUGUUGGGAAACAGGCCAUCCGCGUGGUCUCCACUGGGAAGGAAGGUGUGAUUUACAAUGGCCUCAGUGACUGGUUGUACGAAGAGGAGAUUUUGAAGACACACAUUGCACAUUGGUGGUCUCCAGAUGGCACGAGACUCGCCUACGCCACCAUCAACGAUUCCCGCGUCCCCCUCAUGGAGCUCCCGACCUACACCGGCUCCAUCUACCCCACCGUGAAGCCCUACCACUAUCCCAAGGCUGGAAGCGAGAACCCCAGCAUUUCCCUACACGUUAUUGGCUUAAACGGACCCACCCAUGAUCUGGAGAUGAUGCCGCCUGAUGAUCCACGGAUGAGGGAGUACUACAUCACCAUGGUGAAGUGGGCCACCAGCACCAAGGUCGCCGUGACCUGGCUGAACCGCGCACAGAACGUGUCCAUCCUCACCCUCUGCGACGCCACCACGGGGGUCUGCACAAAGAAACACGAGGAUGAAAGUGAAGCCUGGCUGCACAGACAGAAUGAAGAACCCGUGUUCUCCAAGGAUGGCCGAAAGUUUUUCUUCGUAAGAGCGAUCCCCCAGGGAGGACGAGGGAAAUUCUAUCACAUAACGGUGUCUGCGUCCCAGCCCAACAGCAGCAAUGACAACAUCCAGUCCAUCACCUCCGGGGACUGGGACGUCACCAAGAUCCUAGCCUACGACGAGAAGGGGAAUAAGAUCUACUUCCUGAGCACGGAGGACCUGCCUCGGAGACGACAGCUCUACAGUGCCAACACGGUGGGCAACUUCAACAGGCAGUGCCUCUCCUGCGACCUGGUUGAGAACUGCACCUACUUCAGUGCCUCCUUCAGCCACAGCAUGGAGUUCUUCCUGCUCAAGUGCGAAGGUCCUGGCGUUCCUAUGGUGACGGUGCACAACACAACGGAUAAGAAAAAAAUGUUUGACCUAGAGACAAAUGAACAUGUCAAGAAGGCCAUACAUGACCGACAGAUGCCUAAAGUGGAAUACCGGACCAUCGAGAUUGAUGAUUAUAACCUGCCCAUGCAGAUCCUGAAGCCAGCAACCUUCACCGACACCACCCACUACCCUCUGCUCCUGGUGGUGGAUGGCACCCCGGGGAGCCAGAGCGUGGCUGAGAAGUUCGAGGUGAGCUGGGAGACAGUGAUGGUAAGCAGCCACGGCGCGAUGGUGCUGAAGUGCGACGGCCGCGGCAGCGGCUUCCAAGGGACCAAGCUCCUGCACGAAGUGAGGCGGCGGCUGGGCUUGCUGGAGGAGAAGGACCAGAUGGAGGCCGUGCGGACAAUGCUGAAGGAGCAGUACAUUGACAGGACGCGCGUGGCCGUGUUCGGGAAGGAUUACGGUGGUUACCUGAGCACCUACAUCCUCCCAGCAAAGGGGGAAAAUCAGGGCCAGAUGUUCACCUGCGGCUCUGCUGUCUCUCCAAUAACAGAUUUCAAACUCUAUGCCUCUGCGUUUUCCGAGAGGUACUUGGGCCUCCACGGACUUGACAAUAGAGCCUACGAGAUGACCAAGGUAGCCCAUCGAGUCUCCGCCCUGGAAGAACAGCAGUUCCUGAUCAUUCAUGCCACUGCCGACGAAAAAAUUCAUUUCCAGCACACAGCAGAACUCAUCACACACCUAAUUAGGGGAAAGGCUAAUUACAGCUUACAGAUUUACCCGGACGAAAGCCAUUACUUUACCAGCACCACCCUCAAACAGCAUCUGUUCCGGUCCAUCAUCAACUUCUUCGUGGAAUGCUUCAGGAUCCAGGACAAGCUGCUGGCAGCCACAGCGAAAGAGGACGAGGAGGAGGACUAACCUCAGUCGCGCUAGGCACGGACGUGGCUCUUUCUACAACCGGAUGCAACUGAGGGAUUUCCCCGCCCUCCCUCUUCCCUCGGAGCGGCGGGGCCGGGCGUUCCAUAGCAUGCGUGUCUCGGAUGCAGAAGGGAAGCAGGCUCCUCCCCCGGAGUCAUCACCCACGGCCUCCUCGGCACCGGGGACAGCUCUGUCCCCGCAGCGCCUCCUCCUGGCCCCCGAGAGACCGACACACCCAUGGCCCCUCCCCUAAGGAACGGAGCAAAGGACGGUGGCGGCGAAGCCCAGGACAGCCCGGGGACACCGGCCCCUAGAUUCCAGCCAUCGAGCGGAAGCAUGAGAGCCGCCCACGCUCGCCUCUGUGAUCCCGUUAGCAGCGUCACGCCCUGUCUACGCCACAGCGCCAUGCACCCCGCAGUUACAGCACAAUUGUUCUGGCCGGGCGCGUUCACACACGGGCUUGCUACUUCCUGUCACUAGGACAUUGCACAUGGUGAGGGGCUACCGGAAAGCAAACCCUUUUCUGUACAGAGUCUUACUGUAGCUACGCUAAUGGUUAACCUGAUAGAAUUAACGCGUAUUUUUCUAUGGUUUUAACCGGACGCUCCACUGUCUCCGUCAUGGGGUUGUUUUGCGGUGCUGUUUUCGGUUCGGCUUUGUUGAGCUCUCCUUUCUCCAGUGUAUGUGUAGACUUUGUGCUUGUUUGGAUGAAGAAGCAGAUCAGAAGCAACCGCUGCCUCCUCAAGCUUGUCUUCAGACGUCUUGGUGACGCUCCUGAACGCUGACGGGGAAGACAGCCAGUAAUACCCAUUAAAAGAAGUACAUGAGUGAAACCUGUCCCACUGAGCUGUGCUAGGGCUGGGCUGCAGAUGUGCACUGUCUAUGUACAUCCGUCCUUAUGGCCAUCCUUGUCCUCCUUGGUACAGUCUCAAGCUUUUUCACAUGGCAUUUGGUGAAAACACAGAAAUGAGACAAAGCAUCGACUCCAGCCCCAGGCCUGCUGUGUGUGCUCGGGCCACGGGAGUCCUGAGGGUUCUGUGGGCAUGUGCACGUCCUUCUUCCAUCCCGGGGGUGGCUUCGUGACCUUCCUGCCACGCGCAGGAGGUUGAUGACGUGCGACAUUAGCCUUGUAAGAUACGCCCUGACCCAGUGUGCAGUCGGCGUUCCCGUGUACAUUUCAUUCUGUUGUAUAUAAAGGAAGGAAUGUGUGCCAGGCCUCUGUGCAGUCGCCCCGCCUCCUCCUGCCAGCGCUAACCCGGUGUUGAGCCUGCAUGCGACACUGGCUGAUCUGGACUCUAGAAGUGCUAGUUUGAAAUAUAUCCAUUGCCGUCAUUUCCUUUUGAGCUUGUAGACAAGCUGAAUGUCAGGACUGGCUUCUCCAGCUCGCAGCCCUGUGGGGGAGAUGCGUCCCUGUUGCGUUUGGCGUUUGGGGUUUUGGUUUUAUCCACACAAGCUCUGAACGUCCGUCAUAGUUUGGGUCACUGGAAGGUCUCCAUCACCAGGUUUUUUAAAGGUGAUUCAUCACCAUUUGUGAAAGGCCCAACGUGCUGACGGGCAGAACAGAUCCGAGUGCUAUGUGACUGUGCAUUUGCAAUUUCAAUCAGCCUGAACGACUGCAGAGCCAGCUAGGUCUGGAAGGGGAAGCCAGCUCUGGCCACAACAUCUGGUCGGAGGGAAGUGGGAUGUGGCAUGGUAGCGUCUGUUCAUCCAUGGAAUAAAACAUUAUUUUACCA